Prunus armeniaca (apricot) is the source of this 378-nucleotide messenger RNA. NCBI's taxonomy places the organism in Eukaryota, Viridiplantae, Streptophyta, Magnoliopsida, Rosales, Rosaceae. The record is from the annotation of a GenBank genome assembly.
AUGUCGCAGAGUUCGGGGAGUCGUAACACAUGGAAGCUUUGCGAUUGUGGGGGAGCUAUUAAAAGAUGGACUUCAUGGACAUAUUCGAAUCCUGUGAGAAGAUUUGAGGCUUGUGAGAAUAAUCGGAAGAACAUAGGCAAAGCUCAUUAUUGGGAGUGGGUGGAUGAAGAGAUAUGCCCACGAGGAAAGGAAGUUCUGCCUAGGUUGCUAAGAAGAAUAAGAGGUAUGGAGCAGGAAUUGAAUCAAAUAGAAGAAGAUAAUGAAGGAUUGAAAGAUAAGCUCAGAGUAAUUGAGCAAGAAAACAAGGAAUUGAAAGCAAUAAUUGGAAGACUGGGAAGGCAGAAAAUGAAGAUGGAUGAGAAAAUUAUGGUCUAUUGA